CCGAGCGGGCAGGUACAGGGCUGCGGGGGACGGCAGCGGCAUGACCGGCCACCACGGCUGGGGCUACGGCCAGAACGACGGCCCCUCACAGUGGCACAAGCUGUUUCCCAUUGCCCAGGGAGAGCGCCAGUCCCCCAUCAACAUUGUGUCGAGCCAGGCUGUGUACUCGCCUAGCCUUAAGCCACUGGAGCUGUCCUAUGAGGCCUGCAGGUCUGUCAGCAUCACCAACAACGGACACUCAGUUCAGGUGGACUUCAAUGACAGCGACGACCGAACCGUGGUCACUGGGGGGCCCCUGGACGGGCCCUAUAGACUCAAGCAAUUCCAUUUCCACUGGGGCCAGAAGCACAGCGUGGGCUCAGAGCACACAGUGGAUGGCAAGUCAUUUCCCAGUGAGCUGCACCUGGUUCACUGGAAUGCCACAAAAUACAGCACCUUUGGGGAGGCAGCCUCGGCACCUGAUGGCCUGGCUGUGGUCGGUGUCUUUCUGGAGACAGGGGAAGAGCACCCCAGUAUGAACCGCUUGACUGAUGCACUCUACAUGGUUCGGUUUAAGGGCACCAAGGCCCAGUUCAGCUGCUUCAACCCCAAGUGCCUCCUGCCUGCCAGCCGGCACUACUGGACCUAUCCUGGCUCCCUGACAACACCCCCACUGAGCGAGAGUGUCACCUGGAUUGUGCUUCGGGAGCCCAUCAGCAUCUCUGAGAGGCAGAUGGAGAAAUUCCGGAGCUUGCUUUUCACCUCAGAGGACGAUGAGAGGAUCCACAUGGUGAACAACUUCCGGCCACCACAGCCACUGAAGGGGCGAGUUGUCAAGGCCUCCUUCCGGGCCUGAACUACCUGCCUUCCCCUUUGGCCACUAGGCACCAUCCUACCAAGGGCUUCCAUGUCAGCAGACACCAAACCAUCUGGGCUCUCUACCUGGGGGUGCUGUGGACACCCUCCAGGCAGCUUGCUCUUUAGCCACUCUGGAGGCUUCUUGAUAGGGCCUUGGAAUUGGGGUCCUCCUCCUGCUGCCCUGGGGAGAGGAAGGCCCAGAACUGAGCCUGGGUCCAGCCUGUGGUCACCUCAACUCUCUGGGAUGAACCCAAAGUCUCACCUCCCUCGACUUGCCUCCCCCAUCCCCGGAGCUCACACUGUGAUUGAUGGACGAAAUCAGGGUUGGUGGGGCAGGCUGCAGGCAAAAGCAGAAAGAUUCAAGCUCAAGCAAUAAUCAGAGGUGGGCAGAGCUGCCCUCUCACAUUACCUCUUCUGCAGGCCUCCACCACAUGCACACCUCACUGCCAGGCCGCUGAAAUCAGCACCCAGUGGCUGGAGGGGCCACGGCCUUCUCCCUCUGGCUACAUGCUGCCUUGCCCGGCUCUGGCAAUAGCUUCCCUAAUACCUUCUCAGCAUUCCCUUCCCUACCUGCCAGCCACCAAAGCCACCCAGGUCAUAAGCCAUCCUCAUAUUGGUUAAUAAAUUCAUGCAUCCAUGCAGCAAA
Molecule: messenger RNA, 1483 nt
Organism: Suncus etruscus (white-toothed pygmy shrew)
Lineage: Eukaryota; Metazoa; Chordata; Mammalia; Eulipotyphla; Soricidae
Gene: CA7
Product: carbonic anhydrase 7
Exons: 7
Coding region: 41-835 (264 amino acids)
Biological process (GO): regulation of intracellular pH
Cellular component (GO): cytoplasm
Molecular function (GO): zinc ion binding; carbonate dehydratase activity
Source: RefSeq, a predicted model, not a curated record